AUGCUCUCGAACGACCAGCUAGUCAGCGUGAUCCUUUGUGCGGUCUUUGCCUUCGCCGAUAUCUUUAUCAUGGGAUUGCGCUUGACCAUGCGUAAGCUUCAGAAACAGUCGCUGCAUUCAAGCGACUACCUGACGAUGAUUGCCGUCAUUUGUGUCCUAGCUCGAGUGGGAUUCAUAACCGUUAUGGUCCUCUGGGGCAAUAACAAUAAUAUAGGGCCAGAUUAUCAUUUCACAGAUACUGAGGUAUACCAGCGUGAGGUGGGGAGCAAACUUACUCUUGCCGACCGACUAGUAUAUAACACAUAUAUCUGGAUACAGAAGUUGCAUGCUUCGUCGAUUGUCACCCUAUACAACUCUACUGGCAAGUGGUACCAAGCCCUGGUGAGUUUCGUUCCCUCCUUCCAGUAUUACGGGGCGGUAUCUGAUAGCUGCAAAAAUAAAGGCUCCUGCACCAACGCCCAAAUUCAACUGCUUACUUUCGUAUCCCUCAACCUGACCACCGAUGUGAUGCUUCUUGUAUUUCCGAUGCCUUGGAUUUUCACCCUUAAACAAUGCACUUUGAAGCGCCGGCUUCAAAUAAUUGGCCUCUUCUCCAUCGGCAUCCUCCUUAUCAUCAUUGCUGUCGUGCGUCUUCCGGUGUACAGUCACGGCACUUCGCAAGUCCGCCGCGACAUCUGGGGAUCCAUUGAGCAAUUCGGUGCGGCCUUGGUGGCCAACCUUCCAACAAUAUAUGGUCUUCGCCAGAAGAAACUCACGCCGAGCAAUGUCACAUUCGUGGCUAAUCAAUCACUCGAUCGUUCAUGGCCCAGAAGUGCCACGCACCUUAAUCCGAUAUCAGAAAUCAGUCUAGUCAAUUGGUCGCAUGCUGCAGAGGCAUCUGGGCAUAAAUCAUGUGACGAUGAUUGCGAAACAGCUAGUCGAGCAGUAGAAUCACAUUACUCGAGCAGACGACAAUCCGUAUCGGCGCCAUCGUGCAUGGUCGCGUCGCGAAGCUACACACCAUCUUCUGGUACCUGUUUCCCCACAUCAGCAUUCACGUUGCACGACUGGAGACGUCCCACGACCUGUGGAGUGAACACGAAGAACGGCGACCGGGGCAUGGAGCUCGCCACGUUUUGCGAGCCGUUCGCGCAGCUGCGCGAAACGAAAGGUGAUCUUUCCACCAGCGCGCAUGAGCUUGUUGACCGCGUGCAAUUGCUGGUGCAUCCACUGAAUGCCACGCCCCUUGAUCAAUCGGCGACAAGGCUCACGUUGAGAUCUUAUUGA
Penicillium angulare is the source of this 1266-nucleotide messenger RNA. RefSeq lists its product as uncharacterized. The coding region runs from base 1 to 1266 and encodes 421 amino acids. The record is from RefSeq and is a predicted model, not a curated record. The transcript has 5 exons. Lineage: Eukaryota; Fungi; Ascomycota; Eurotiomycetes; Eurotiales; Aspergillaceae.